AAGCACAGCUGGUUGCAGCUUAUCUAUCAAACCACUCUUUGCCUCGUUGUGGGGCUACUAGACUGUCUUUCCAGUCAUGUCAACAGCAGCCCCAAUAUCGGCCGCACAAGCAAUUGGCGAAUAUCUGCAAUCACCCGAUGACCUCUUGAAAGUUGCAGCGUUCAGGAAAAAGCUGGAGAAAGAAAAGGCCUCUAUUGAUGCAAGGUUGAAAAGUGGAGUGAAGGAGCAGUUGGAUGCUACUCGAGAAGGCCUGAAGAAGCUGCUGGAUACCCGUAGCAAUGUGCAGGCUGUGAAGGAUGAAAUGCAGACAGUGGACAGACUAUGCAGCGAUCCUCAGAACGUCGUACCUACGUUUCAUCAAAUCAGCAGAGUAUCCAUGGUCCACCGUAACUUUGAGCAAACGGAAGAAAUGGUGGACAAUCUACUCCAAAUGAACUCGAAGCUCGAUAUGCUCGAAGAAAUGCUUUCAGCUGACAGCAACGAUAUCAUCGGUCCAGCUCCAAAUCUGCUGCCCGUACAUUAUCAGAUCAACCGGUUGGAGGCUUUCAGAAAUCAAACUAUGCACCAAGCAAAGAAAGCAUCUGCUCUUUCUCGUACCAAGCUGGCUCUCAUCUUUCAGCGCCUUAACAAACUUACGGAAGUGUUCGAAACAUAUAUCAUGGAGCUUGCACGAAAUAUACUCCCACUUGUGCGCGCGGGUCAUCCUGAAGUCGUGGUGAAGCUGAUCAAAAUCGCUGAAAUGGAGGGAAGGGAAGAUGAAAAAGCCAUCGCUAUUCGUCUCGUUAAGAAAGCUGCAAAAAUGGAUGCAGCUUCUAAAUUCAAAUCAAUGCAAGCAAAUGCGCGCAUCAUCAAACAUUAUCGAUCAAAAAUACACAAAACCAUUUCCGACUCUAUCAGGAGCAAAUUCGAAGAUGCAUACUUACGUGACGAACGCGAUCCAGGAGCUUUUCUCAACGGCCUUGGAUGGAUAUACCAAGAUCUAAUUCGCAUUGAGAGCGACGUAGUUCCAUGCUUCCCUCCCAGCUACGAAAUAUAUGCAUUCUAUGUCAAGGAAUACCACAAGAUACUAAAUGCAACUCUCCAGCGGCUAGUCGCCGCCGAACCAGAGGCUAGUGUUCUUCUACACUUGCAUGCCUGGUUGAAGGAGUACAAGAAGAGCAUGAAGGAGCUUGAUAUUGCUCCCGAACUUCUAGAACCACAGUUACUCAACGGCGAUGAGCAGAAUUUGAUCGAGGAUUACCUCAAAUUGAUCGUGAAGAAGCUAGACGAAUGGACGGCUAACCUUAUGAAAACCGAAGUUCAAGAAUUUGCGUCACGCUCUGAACCUCCAGAAAUGGACAGUGAUGGUUUAUAUGGCACGCAAGGUGCUGUCAUACUAUUCCAAAUGGUCAAUCAACAGAUUGACGCCGCGACGGAGAGUGGGCAAGGUGCAAUCCUUGCACGGGUUGUGGGAGAAGUGAAUCGAGUAAUGAGAGGUAUUCAAGAACAAUGGACCAAGGUUGUGGAAGCAGAAUUCAAGAAGCAGCUUGAUAAGCCCGAAGAAGUUCCCGGGGGUCUGGCAGAGUAUUGCAUCGCACUUGCAAACGACCAGAUCAAGUCAGCAGAUUAUACAGAAGCGCUGCUCGGGCGACUCGAGCCACUGGUUUCAGAAAAAUACAGAGUCAAGAUCAGUGAAAAACUUAAUGACGCCAUCGACGGUAAUCUGGACGUGGCGAAGAAAUGUAUACAAACACUCAUCGAUAUCAUCUUCAAUGAUCUUAAACCAGCUACGAAGCAGCUAUUCCAGGCUCCGUGGUACGACGGUAUCAUACAGCAAGUUGUCGUUACGAUGGGCGACUACUUAGCGGAUCAUGCUUUCCUGAAUGCUUCCCUUUUAGAGCUCCUCGUGGAGUAUCUUUUAGAUGCAUUUUUGGUCGCCUACCUUACGGCGUUAGCCAAUUCCCCAAAGCUAAAAAUGCCGGCUGCUACAGAGCGCAUAAAACAAGACGUUGGCGCGAUUUUCUCCUUUUUCAGCGGUUACAAGCCCGCGAAGGAGCUAGAGGGCUACUUUGACGUGGUAGAGAUGAUACUUGCGAUGCUCGAGGCGUCACAGAGCUUAGUGUUCCUAUCUUUCUGGUCGUUUGCUAAGGUGCAUGGACCCAAUAUUCCCUUCGUGGAAGGCCUGAUGAAAGCUCGAGGCGAUCUCGACCGAUCUGGCGUUAGUGAAGUCAUGGAUAGCAUUAAACGUAAAGUAAAAGAAGAAGGAUUAGUAGAUCCUCCUGAGCCGACCAUAAUGAAGAAGAUCGCUGUCCAAGGCACGCUGUCACGUUUCCUCCGCACAUAAGUAUCGCAUUGUUACACAUUCAAUUUUAAUACAGAUUUCAUUGCUUGUAGUACAGAACACAUUGUAUCACUAUUUCCAUCAUUGCCCGUAUACCCUAUUAUUAUCUCU
Molecule: messenger RNA, 2431 nt
Organism: Serpula lacrymans var. lacrymans S7.9
Lineage: Eukaryota; Fungi; Basidiomycota; Agaricomycetes; Boletales; Serpulaceae
Exons: 4
Coding region: 77-2323 (748 amino acids)
Biological process (GO): exocyst localization; exocytosis
Cellular component (GO): exocyst
Molecular function (GO): SNARE binding
Source: RefSeq, a predicted model, not a curated record